AUGGGGCACCUGCACUCCUACACCGGCGGCCUCGCCAGCCAGAUUCCCACAGGCUGGCCGCGCCAGCCUGGCUCGGGCGCCGCUGAUGCGGGCAUCUUCAAGACGAUCCUGCGGGCCCCCGAGACGGGCACCGACUGGCGCGGGCACUUCGCCGCGAGGCUUGGCGCCAGGGACGAGCGCCUGAGGCGCCUCGCUGCCGAGGGAGGCGCUGGCCUCCAGGGGCGCCUGCGGCUGUGGUGGGCUUACGGGCGCAGGGACUCCGCCCGCGCCCACGCCUUCCGACCGGCGGCCUCCACCGAGGCCGAGUCGCCGCCCGCCUGGCCCGAGGUCGUGAAGGUCAGGGGGGGGGAUGGCGGCCUCGCCACGGGCGUCUCCCCCACCACCGGCGAGCUUCUCGCGGAGCAGGCCGCCGCUCUCCUGGAGAGCCCUGGUCGCCAUAUUGACCUCGGCGUCGCGGUGGCCUCGGAGACCAUCUCGCAUGUGGCCGGACAGCUGUCGGAGCUGCUGGUGCACGUGCUCACCAGGGAGGUUCCUGAAAACGAGGAGCGGGACGCAGUGGAGGUGAUCGUCGCGCCCAACGCGGGCGUGGAGGCGUGGGCCGGGUCAAGCGUCGUGCGGGUGUCCUCUUUGGAGAUGCUCUUCCCUUCGGGUGAGCGUCAGUACGUCACGCUGGGCCGCCCGGUGUUCCUGGUGGCCGAGCGCGUGCCCAGGAGGGAGAUGCGCACGUUCCUGCACCAGUGCGAGGCAGUGGUGGUGGCCACCGGGGACCAGAGCGUGGCGGAGGCCAUCCUCCUCGGCAAGGUCCCAAUGGUCAGGCCCGACGCCAAGGUGGAGCAGUGGGGGCGCGCUCUGUCGGUCGCGGCGGAGGGAGCGGUGGAGGCCGUGCCCGACCUGGGGGAGGUCCUGAGGCGAUUGCUGCGGUCACCCCAGGAGCGCAGCAGGAUGCAGCGGCGGUCGCGGGAGCGCAGCGAGGAGGCCGAGGCGCGGGCGACGGCGGAGCUGGGCGGCAGCUGGAGCGCCGCCCAGGAGGCGCUGGUGAGGGCUGGGAUGUUCGGCUAG
Prorocentrum cordatum is the source of this 1059-nucleotide messenger RNA. The record is from the annotation of a GenBank genome assembly. Lineage: Eukaryota; Dinophyceae; Prorocentrales; Prorocentraceae.